UGAAUCAUAGUUCAUCUUCAACAUGCAGCGGAGAGAGGGUCAAAGAAGAUUGUAAUUCGAACAGUGGACACAGAUAUCAUUGCUAUUCUCGUCGGGCAGCUUCCAUCAUUGAUCGUAGAAUAUCCUGACAUUGACAUUUGGGUAGCAUUCGGUAUGGGCAAGAACUUCUGCCACUAUAACAUCAACAACAUUUGUAGAAAUCUCGGAGAAGACAAGUCACUAGCGCUGCCCCUGUUUCAUGCCUACACUGGCUGUGAUACUACGUCUUGCUUUCUUGCAAAAGGGAAGAAAAGUGCUUGGAGGGUCUGGAAAUCUUAUCCUGAAGUAACACAGGCAUUCCUUCACUUUGUGGAUCAUCCAUUCCGAGCAGUCGAUGUUUCAUGUGAACAUUUCCGUCAUCUUGAGCGAUUUACAGUCCUGCUGUAUGACAUCACAAGCAAUCUCCUCUCUGUGAAUGAAGCACGCCGAGAGCUUUUCUGCAAGAAGAAAAGAAGCCUGGAGAAUAUACCCCCAACUCAGGAUGCCUUGCUCCAGCAUAUCAAGAGAGUGCUAUACCAAGGUGGUAUCUGGACAACAUGUCGCCAGGCACAACCUUCGGUUCCUCCCCCAGAAGGGUGGGGAUGGACAAUGGAAGAUAAUCACUGGGCACCCGUUUGGAUGACCAUCCCCGAGGCAGCUAAAGUCUGUAAGGAGCUCAUCAAGUGUGGCUGCAAGUCAGAAUCUGGUUGUGUUAGUCGCUGCAGGUGCACAAAAGCCGGGCUACCCUGCACAGAACUUUGCUCUUGCAACUGUCAGAAAUAAUUCCUUCAUUUAUCUCAUUAGCAACAAUGUAUGGUUGCGCUUACCAGGUAGGCAUUUCCCUCAUUCAGAAGCUUGUAAUGAUGAAAACAUUGGGAAUACCAUUCCUUUUAUUUAGCCUACUGUUUACACAACUCUCCAGGUG
Messenger RNA from Strongylocentrotus purpuratus (purple sea urchin), 943 nucleotides. RefSeq lists its product as uncharacterized. The record is from RefSeq and is a predicted model, not a curated record. NCBI's taxonomy places the organism in Eukaryota, Metazoa, Echinodermata, Echinoidea, Camarodonta, Strongylocentrotidae. Bases 154 to 801 code for a protein of 215 amino acids. The transcript is spliced from 2 exons.